Messenger RNA from Dreissena polymorpha, 4305 nucleotides. RefSeq lists its product as uncharacterized. The record is from RefSeq and is a predicted model, not a curated record. NCBI's taxonomy places the organism in Eukaryota, Metazoa, Mollusca, Bivalvia, Myida, Dreissenidae. The coding region runs from base 483 to 2945 and encodes 820 amino acids. The transcript has 2 exons.
GAUAUAUGUUCGGGAUGCCAUGAUUUGAAAUUGUUUAUGUUUUAUAUUUGAAAUUAUAGCCCUUUGAUUUAGUAAAACUUCGGACUCAUCGAAGAACAAUCAUUCCAAAAUUAACUUCCGUGUCAUGAAAUAUAUAAUAGUUGAUUUUCACUAUCUCUUCGGAUAGCAAUAACUGAAACUUGAGGUUGAAGUGCGAUUGUCAACGCUCACUGUUCAAUCACAAUGGAUUUUUUUGCUGUGGGACAAAAUAGAAGAUAAAUUCUAAAGUUUGAUGAUUUUAUCACAGUUGUGAUUACAUGUGAACAUAUGCAUUGUGCAUUUACAAUAAAAUAAAAGCAGCAUUAAACAGUGAGAUUUUCGAAAACGAAAAUAAAAAAUAAAACGAAAGUAGUAGAAAAAAGGAAGAUUACAUACCCAGAGGCAUAAUAAUGAGAUCAGAAUUAUUGUUGGUUUAAAAAGGAGAAAAGUGGCAAGGUACACAAAUGUAUCUAUACUUAAGGAGUGAGGGUCGCAUUGUCCGUGCUCCAAUUGUGACCCUAAAGGACUGCCUUCGGCCUACCGUGGGCCAGUAUGUGGAGGCGAGGAUCGAGCCCGCCCUCUGGUACAAGGUUCUCAUUCUCGACUCUAUCUUCAUAGACUGUGAUCACAGGGCCAUACACUGUAGCUGCGACAGUGAUGAGAAUGCGCGCGCACUUCAUUCUCUGGAACCAGCGGCGUUGACACUUGAGGUUGUGGCAGAAUUCUUUAGUGAUAAAGAUUAUACAUUUGGGGAUGGGCAUUUCUACGACUUCGAUCCAAACGUUGAUGAUUUGUUUGAAACAAGUCGAAAUAUUGUUAUUCAUUUGCGGUGUGUUGACAACGAAGACAUGAUUAUAUGUGAAGAAAUAUUGAAAUUAAUACACGUUUUUGUUUUGCCUGACAUUCGGUUCCUUUUAAAACACCGCCAUGUGCUUCUGAAGGCAAAAACUGAAAUCGAAAUGUAUCACGUCGAUGUUGAAAAAACAAUUAAGCACACCGAUGAUACGAAAAGGAAUUUGGAAAAAGCGCUUAGAAGAAGAAGAGAACAGAUUCUUAAAACUGGACAGUUUGAUAGCCAGAAGUAUGUUUCGACUCUAAACAACGACUUUCUGCAAAUAUUGUUGAAACACAUAUGUAAAGACAUAAUCUUAUGGAAUGAGUAUUUAGAAGUAAAACAAAAAGAAAUCCAACAAUUAAGAGAUUCGGCAAACGAAACGGACAUUCAUGUGUUGAGUAAAGCUAGGUCAGAACGAGAAAUUGUCGUGAAAGCCGUAAACUGGUCUAUAAUAGCGCGAGAAGAAAUAAAAAAUGUGCUCGGUAGAAGUCACGUCAAGAGGAAAUUUCGACGCCAGAUAAGCAGACUAUCGGAUGAACAUAGUGCUUACAUGAAUGAAACUAAGUCUAUAGAUAAGUUAAAUGGAUCCAUAAGAGACUUAAUUUAUUCAAAAAUCAAGAUCUCAAGUGUCCGGGAAGCAGUUUUGUUAACUAUACAAGAAGUUGACUCAGACGGUAAGUCGUAUGGUUUCAACAUUAAGAAAAGUGCAUUUGAAAAUGAAACCGAUUUCUUUGAUUCUCGUGCAAGUAAGUUGCCAAAAGACUGGACGACUCUGGAUGAGCAAGUGAAAGAUGUAUUGAAUAAAGUUAGCCUGAAAUCAAAGUAUACCACGUUUUGUGAACGAAUUAAAGAUCAGUGUCGGCGUUUGGGAAAGGACAAAGAGUUAUUUGCAGGACGACCAUCAUUUCUUGAACCGUUAACCAAAUCGAUGGAGGAGUUAAUUACAAGGACUGGGAAUUCUAGCGUCGAUAGACGUGCCUCAAAAUCUAGGAACGGAUCUUGUAAACCGUCUCCUGAGAUAAUUGGCGUUGAAAAGAGAAAACAAAGUUUCUCCUCAACUUGGUCAAUGGGUAGCAUAUCCAAAACUGACUGCCAACGUAUUUGCAAAGAUAUCAGCAAUCAUAUAAUGGAAAUGGCCGAAGAAAUUUCCAAAGAGUUUCCUCACAGCCAGCAAAACAAUUUCGUGAAUAAAGUUUACGUGUGCUACGAGCAAAACCUUGCGGAUGAGUUAAUGCGGGACAUGUGUGAUGUGUACGAACAAAGCUACAAAGCUCAAUGCUUUAGUUUGGCAGACUGGUUGAAAAGAAAUUCUGUAUCAGUGGGUAAUUUAGAGGAGGAAAUUUUACGAAAAUUCACGUGUUCCUCUUUAGAUUAUGAUGACGACGAUGAUGAAGAUGAAAUAGCUGCUGGGGAGAAAGGCAAUACAAGGCGCAUGGCAAAGCCGACAGAAGAUACCACUGACGCAAAAUUACAGUGUGAACAACACGAAGAUCUAGUUCAGUCGUUAAUCAGAAUUUUAGACGUUUCAAUGAAGGAGGCGGAACAAGAAAGAGGUGUUUGUGGGCCUCAAACAGACGAAAUUAUGUCUCAGUAUUUGGAACCAUCGAUUGCAAGUUCAAAUGGCGUUCCUAAUAACGGUUGUGCUCGUGGGGAAGAGAACGCGGCGUUAUCGGAAAACGACUGUUUAGAAACGCAUACAUAUGUUAAUGAAUUGGAUUUAUUGAGAAGGGAAUUUUACACGAUCUUCAAGCAUUUUUACGAGAUAGUUGACGAGGAGCAAGUGGCAGUUUCAUAUUUCAGCAAAUUACGUACCUUUACAAGAGCAGUCAAAUGUAUCGAGGAGCAGAUUUCCAAACACCAGACUACAACGACAGAUCUUUGUGCCGAUGACUUGCUAGAUGUUCUGAUUCUCCUUUUGCGAAAGCUUGAACCACAAAAGUUCCUACAGUUAUAUGCGCACCUGAAUCUUCUAAUUCACCUCAGUCCCCAGUUCAUGCAGGGAAACGCCCACGACUAUUCUCUUGUCACCAUCAGCGUGGCUUAUCAGUACCUCUUUGAGCAACAGCUGCUGAAUAAAACCCCAAAAUCAUAGGGUUUUUUGUAAUGUGAUGUACUAAACGUACUUUACAUAAAUAAGUGCAUUUAAGCGGAUAAAGUACCCAGUUGAUACAUUGCACAGGAUAUAAUAUGAGUUUUUGGAACAUUUUUAACUGCUGAAUAUUUAACAUAUUUACCUUUGUCUAUUUAGUUAGUGGACGUUGUUACUUAAGCAGUUUAUUUUGUCCACGAUAAUUCAGUUUCUGUUAAUAUAUUAUAUAACUGUAAUUUAUACUAUACGGCAUUGUAUUUUACAAGCGCGUGCUAUUACAGGUAAUCGUUGAUUCAAUUGACGCUAUUGUCGGACACUUCAAUUUUCGACUUUAAGUUUUCGGCCACCUGUAUAUUGUGAAUAUUUUUCGUAUCUAAGUUUUCGGACACGAACAAAAAUAAUUAUUUUUAAGUGUCCGAAAACAAAGAGUAAUUACGGUAGCUCAUCAGAUCUUAAAGUACUCAAAACGGAGCUUAUCUGGUUAGUCACCAUCUGUUGUGCGUCGUCAUUAUAUGCUAUCAAUAGUUAACAAACCAGGUACAUGUAUUAUUAAUUUGACGUAUGUGAGCGGCGCAGAGCCAUGUGGGACCUUUUUUAUCCAUAGAAACCUGUUGUCAUUGUUUUCUCAUAUAAUCAUUAAUUAGCUCGUUUUUGUACGUGUUUUUAACCUUUGUCGUUAACGAAUUUUUUAAUUAUGUUGGUUUCCAUGGUAAUAUUUUUUUAUAUUUUAAAAUCAUCUUAUAACGUUACUUAUGUCAAAGUUUAAAAAAAAAAUUGCGUCGGUAAAUGACUUUAUGCUCAGCCUACAAAUUACAUUCACUCAAUACGUUUACUCAAAACAGUUCUAACGUAAUACUAUCAUUUUUAAUAAUACCUCGAUUCUUUAUCACCUGAUUAUGUAAAAACUUGGAAUAUAACACAUUAAAUACUGUAUAAUAUUUCAUAAAAAUUUUAUUCAAAAUAUUGGCAAUAAUGGGCGAUGAGUGACGCGCACUGUAUUAAAUAUGAAAACACGAAAUGUAUCCAAAGUAAGGAACAGCUAUUAGAAUAGCAAAUAGCUAUUAUUCGAUUAUUUGUUGGUGUCCCGUAUGUUUACGUAUGAUCCCUUUGUCCUUACUUAAACAGACCAUAAACACUAUUUUUCAUGAAAAAAAUCUAAUUAUUGUCAUAGGAAAUUGCUAUAAUUUUUCGUUGUUUCCAGUAUUUUUUGUCCGAAACGUUGUAAUUAUCAUAAAUCUGUUUCAUAACAUAUACAUUUUUAUAUUCGAUUUUGACUGAAAUGCAAUAUUCAUCAAUUAUUGAAUUUAUACAAUACACAUGUUGUUUGAAAUAAAAAUAAAACGAAAAUCCAUUUCAUCAGGAA